Schizosaccharomyces osmophilus is the source of this 1302-nucleotide messenger RNA. RefSeq names its product arrestin, implicated in vesicle-mediated transport, meiosis specific. The transcript has 3 exons. The record is from RefSeq and is a predicted model, not a curated record. The coding region runs from base 1 to 1302 and encodes 433 amino acids. Lineage: Eukaryota; Fungi; Ascomycota; Schizosaccharomycetes; Schizosaccharomycetales; Schizosaccharomycetaceae.
AUGAAAGUUAUAAAAAGAGACAAGAGAUUUUUUCAUAAGAAAAACGAAACAAUAAUUUCAUGCUCUACAGUGAAUUAUGCAGCCAAGGAAGUCAUCUACGAACUUACGUCUUCACCUAAAUUGAAGUCGUCAGACGUGGCACUGACUUUUGAAUUUGAUUCUCCAAUAUUCUUUCAAGAGUCUGAGUUGAAAGGACUCAUACAUUUAGCUGUAAAACCCAAAGAGCAAUCGGUUGAUUUCAUACGAAUCGAAGUUCAGGUUCUUGGGAUCAGCCAGUGUAAACAAGGUCAUCCAACGGUAUUUUUUUGUACAGGAAAGAGUAUAAUGGAUCGAAAGUACACAGUUCCAAACGAAUUGGCAGAGUACGCAAUGAACACAACAGGCGAUUAUUCAAUUGCUAUUCAGCACACUCAAGGAAUACCAGUAGCUUUUGAAAUAGACCUUUACGGACAAGCGGGAGGUCCUGGAAGGCAAAGCACUCCACACUUCAAAGUAAACUAUUAUAUUUAUGCCAAUGCGAUUUACCAAUUUGGGGAUAAAGUAAAAAAGGUAAGAGAAUGUCAAGAGAUCAACGUUCUUCCUAAGAUGCUUUCAUCAAGUUUCUUGUUAUCACCCCCAUUAUUGUGUGUCAGCAAACCAAAACCAAAAAUAGGAUUUUGCAAGCAAAAUACUGCAAACCGUCUUACAGUCAGGCUUCCGAGAUCGCAAUGGCUAGGAGGAGAGUCAAUUAUUGCAUAUGUUAAAAUGGAAAAUUAUGGCGACUACGAAAUCAAACAUUUGAAUCUGUCGCUCUUCAAACGUAUUACUAUAUUUCGAGGACCAUUGGGAAAAAAAGAUCAACCGGACGCAUUAUCUCGAGUAAAAAAGCGUAAUUCUAUCCGUAAAGAAAUUUGGAUAUGUGUACAAAAGGAAGAGAUCCACGACAAAAGAAAGAGCGGCUACUGUAAUUGGCAAGAAAUUAGUACGCUGGGAACACAUACGAUGGAAUGUCAAAUUCGGGUUCCACAAAAAGAAGUAACCAUAAAUGUUGGAUCAGACUUUCAGGUAGAAUACGUACUACAAGUUUUGGUUGGGUCUAAAUGGAGGACAUUAAAUUGCAUAAAAAUGCCGAUCCAAAUUAUUCCAGCGUGUGCUCCGCCUGCGGGACAAGACGCUAGUUUUGUGGAUGCAGCAAUAUACAAUUCGGAAGAUGAGUCUAUUGUAUUGCCACAAAAUCCUCCAAGUGAAUUCCAUCGGGUAUCUUACGAACCUCACCCAACGGCGGAGCAUGUGAGUACACACGACUAUGUGUUUUUCGGUUAA